Molecule: messenger RNA, 1605 nt
Organism: Quercus robur (English oak)
Lineage: Eukaryota; Viridiplantae; Streptophyta; Magnoliopsida; Fagales; Fagaceae
Exons: 3
Coding region: 1-1605 (534 amino acids)
Biological process (GO): regulation of DNA-templated transcription
Source: RefSeq, a predicted model, not a curated record
AUGUCUGAACAAAGUGAAAGAUCUCCAAUCCAACUCCAAGACAUGACCCUGGAUAAAGAAGCAGCACAAAAACAAGAAGUUCAGAAACUCCAAGAGCUCCCUCAACAACAACAGAGAGAAGAUGAUCAUGAAGAAGAAGAAGAACAUACUUCUACUUCUCUCAAAGCAUCCCAUGCAAUUACAGAACAGACUAGAGAAGAGCAGCCCAGAGAACAAGAAGAGAAAAAAGAAGAUGACGAAGACAAAGAAGUGGGCAAUAUCAUUGUUUCACCACCUUCAGAGACACCAUUUAAACAAAGUGAAAGAUUUCCAAUCCAAGAACUCCCUCAACAACAACAGACAGAAGAAGAUACUGCUACUUCACUUAAUGUAUCCCAUGCAGGAGAACAGACCAUAGAAGAACAGCCCAAAGAACCAGAACAAGGACAAGAAGAAGGAAAAGAACAAGAAGCUCAGAACCUCCAAGAACUCCCUCAACAACAACAGAGAGAAGAAGAAGAAGAUACUGCUACUUCUCACUACAACGCAUCCAAUGCAAGAGAGCAAGAACAAGGACAGGAAGAUGUGGACAUUUCCUCUGCUACUUUACCUCUGAUGAUGAAGAUGAAGAUGAGCAAGUGGAGAUUAUCUCCAGUGACACCAGCUAAACGUCCUGCCCAGAAAUCUGAUCUUAAAGACGAAGACUGUCAGGGAAUAAAGAAAAAGACUAGGACAAAGGUCACAUGCGAUAAGCCUCCAACAACAUUUCUUGAGAGUGUGCUAACAGAUGUUGAUUACGAGAUUGGAUUCUUGAAUUGCAUUAUUGAUUACUACCAUAAUAAUGCGCGAUACCCAUACUAUGAUUACAUAGCUGUAGAUGAUUUCAUCAAAAAUUGGCUUGAAGUCGAAGCUACUCAACGGCAAUUGAUUGAUGUAAUAUUGAAGCUGAGAAAGAAAUACAAGGAGACUUUGGCCAAGAUGGGUGUGGCUAAGAAAUUCUCUGAUCCUCAUCAUCAGAGGGCAUUCAAUUUGGCGCAAAGGAUAUGGACUAAUUCUGGAUUCAAAGAAGAUUGGAAGAAUCUGAAGAAAUCACGUCUUCCCAAUGAAUCCGAUGCAAUUAGAAAACCAGAAGAAGAAGAAGAAGACGAAGGCGAAGAAGAAGAUGAAGAACAUGAGGACGAAGUUGAAGACGAAAGUGAAGAAGAAAGCGAAGAAGAAGAUGAUGAAGACGAAAGCGAAGAAGAAAGCGAAGAAGAAGAUGAAGACGAAGAAGAAGAAGACGAAGAAGUGGACAUUAUGAAUUUUACACCACCAGAGUCACCAUCUAAACGUCCAGUCUCUGAUGGAAAAAGCACUCAGGGAAGUGAGAAAAAGCUUAAGACAAAGGUCCCUGGAGAAGAAGAAGAAGAUACUGCUAAUUCUCUCAAUGAAUCCCCUGCAGAAGAACAGACCACAGCAGAACACGAACAAGAACAAGAACAAGAAGCUCAGAACCUCCAAGAAAUCCCUCAACAACAACAGAGAGAAGCAGAAGAAGAAGAAGAUACUGCUACUUCUCACCCCAGUGCAUCCCAUGCAAGAGAACAAGAACAAGAACAGGAAGUUAAAAAUAUUGGGUUUAUAUGA